Culicoides brevitarsis is the source of this 1401-nucleotide messenger RNA. It is a transcript of the gene Rpn10, whose product is annotated as 26S proteasome non-ATPase regulatory subunit 4. Bases 111 to 1283 code for a protein of 390 amino acids. The transcript has a single exon. Gene Ontology annotation, cellular component: cytosol; nucleus; proteasome regulatory particle, base subcomplex. Gene Ontology annotation, biological process: proteasome-mediated ubiquitin-dependent protein catabolic process. The record is from RefSeq and is a predicted model, not a curated record. Lineage: Eukaryota; Metazoa; Arthropoda; Insecta; Diptera; Ceratopogonidae. Gene Ontology annotation, molecular function: polyubiquitin modification-dependent protein binding.
CCAAAAAUCGCAAAUCAUCACGAAGCAAAAGACUCGUCUGAACUUUAUUGUGUUGUUUUACCCUCAAAAAACCAAAUUUUCUCACAAAAAAGCGUCAAAUUCCGGUAAAAAUGGUGCUCGAGAGUACAAUGAUCUGCUUCGAUAACUCGGAUUAUCAGCGAAAUGGCGAUUAUUUCCCGUCUCGCAUCCACGCACAAAAAGACGGAAUUAACUUGGUCUGCCACACAAAGCUCCGUUCGAAUCCCGAGAACAAUGUGGGACUUUUGACGCUCGCAAAUACCGUCGAAGUACUUGCAACUCUCACAUCUGACGUCGGAAGGAUUUUGUCGAAAAUGCAUCUUGUCCAGCCAACGGGAAACAUAAAUUUGGUCACGGGCGUUCGUAUCGCGCAUUUGGUGUUGAAGCAUCGCCAGGGCAAGAACCACAAGAUGCGAAUUGUGGUUUUCGUGGGAUCGCCAAUCAAAGCCGAGGAAUCAGACCUCACGAAGCUGGCGAAACGCUUGAAGAAGGAAAAAGUCAAUGUGGACAUUGUCAACUUUGGCGAUCACGAAGGCAACAACGAAUUGCUGACGGGCUUCAUUAACGUCUUAAAUGGCAAGGACGGCACUGGAUCGCAUUUAAUUACCGUGCCACGUGGUUCUGCCUUGUCCGAGGCACUGAUUUCAUCGCCCAUCAUCCAAGGCGAAGACGGUUUGGGCGCCGCAGGAAUUGGCGGAGCUGGUUUCGAAUUUGGCGUGGAUCCGAAUGAAGAUCCCGAAUUGGCGCUCGCUUUGCGUGUUUCGAUGGAGGAACAACGUCAACGUCAAGAAGAGGAACAAAGACGUGCUCAAGCAGCCUCCGGAGAGGGCGGCGAAUCGUCAAGUGCAGCUGCUGGGGCUUCCGCUUCCGUCGCCGAGCCACAUUCGGAAGAAGCAUUGUUGGAACGGGCACUUGCGAUGUCGACGGAACAACCAGCUGCCUCGUCAGCAGGCGCUUCGAGUGCCGCAAGUGCGAUUCCCGACUUUUCAAACAUGUCGGAAGAGGAACAAAUCGCUUUCGCGAUGCAAAUGUCGAUGCAAGAGGCACAGGAACCGGCAAUUACACAAGCAGCGAAGAAGGCACGUAAGGAGGAAACCCCCAUGGAUGUCGACGAAGACUACAACGAGGUCAUCACAGACCCGGAAUUCUUGCAAAGCGUCUUGGAAAACUUGCCGGGCGUCGAUCCGCAAUCAGAUGCCAUCCGCGACGUCGUCGGAUCCUUGAACAAAGACAAGAAGGGCGACAAGGAUAAGCAACAAAAGUAAUUUCUUCAAUAAUCUGCCGAUUUAACUUUUUUUCCCGUUUUUGGUAUCAAUAUAUUUAGCGGAAAUAAGAAAAUCUUUUAUUUUCGACUUUUUUGAGCAAAAAAAUUGCAAAUAUUUG